Messenger RNA from Perognathus longimembris pacificus (Pacific pocket mouse), 378 nucleotides. RefSeq names its product keratin-associated protein 6-2-like. The coding region runs from base 1 to 378 and encodes 125 amino acids. The record is from RefSeq and is a predicted model, not a curated record. Lineage: Eukaryota; Metazoa; Chordata; Mammalia; Rodentia; Heteromyidae. The transcript has a single exon. Gene Ontology annotation, biological process: hair follicle development.
AUGUGUUGCAACUACUACGGCAACUCCUGUGGCUAUGGCUGUGGCUAUGGCAGCGGAUACGGCUCUGGCUAUGGUUGUGGCUCUGGCUGUGGCUAUGGUUCAAGUUAUGGCUGUGGUUAUGGAAGUGGCUAUGGUUGUGGCUAUGGCAGCGGAUAUGGCUCUGGCUAUGGUUGUGGCUAUGGCUCUAGCUGUGGCUGUGGAUAUGGCUCUGGCUCUGGCUAUGGCUCUAGCUGUGGUUGUGGAUAUGGCUCUGGCUAUGGCUCUGGCUAUGGCUCCGGCUAUGGCUGUGGCUAUGGUUCCCGUUAUGGCUGUGGUUAUGGCUCCUCUUGUUGCUACCGGCCACUCUGCUACAGAAGGUGUUAUUCUUCUUGCUGCUAA